CCACACCUAUUUAUAGGUAUAGUUGCCAGGCUAUAGAGUCCAUAGUAAAGUGAAGUGCCGUGGAUUAUAAUACGGUGUCCACUGCAGACCGAUCUCAUACCUCCGCCAACCUUCCACCACACAGUUUUGCAUCAAAGGACGCUCUGUGCAGUUGUUUGGAUCGACUCUGAAAUCUCACAACAUGAUCUCUUUACAGUCAACCGUGGCAGUGUACGCUUUAGGCGUCACCCUGCUGGCUCAGCUGUGCACUGGCUACCCCUCUCCUGCUCCCUACCCACAACAUCACCACCCCCUAGCUCACGCCUCCGCCCCCCUACAUGCUCUUCCCGUGGCAGCAGCUGCAGCCGCCCCCGCUCACGGCUACGAGAAUCACGGCGGACAUCACGGUCAUGUUGACGUCGAUUAUCACGCCCCGGCCCACUACAAAUUCGAGUACGAGGUGCAUGAUCCACACACUCACGAUGUGAAGUCGCAGCACGAGGCUCGUAAGGGCGACGACCUGCACGGAUUCUACAAGCUGGUGGAGCCGGACGGCACCAUCCGCGAGGUCCACUACAAGGCCGACAAGCACAACGGAUUCAACGCCGUCGUCAAGAAGCACGGCCACAGCAUCCACCCCAUCCACUACAAGAAGCAUCACUAACUCAUGCCAAAUAAUUCGUUACUGCUACGAGCAUAUUUUGUGGUGUCUGUUGUUUUUAUACAAUUUUUUAUGUUUUCCAAGUUCCUAUAUGAAGUAGAAGUUGAAAUAAAAUUGUUUUUAUAAUA
Molecule: messenger RNA, 768 nt
Organism: Nilaparvata lugens (brown planthopper)
Lineage: Eukaryota; Metazoa; Arthropoda; Insecta; Hemiptera; Delphacidae
Product: cuticle protein 7-like
Exons: 3
Coding region: 182-643 (153 amino acids)
Cellular component (GO): extracellular matrix
Source: RefSeq, a predicted model, not a curated record